ACCGCUUUAAACAAUCCGCUUGAGCUCCAAUCGCGGCCGUCAAGCAUUUUGUGCACUCGUGUUGAGCCACGACGACAAGGACGCGACGAGGGGAACCAGCUCCUACUGGAGUAAAGCCAUUGCACCUCCAUGCCUCAUCCAUGCCAGCAAGAUUGAUAACUGCAGGAAUGAUCUAAUGAGGACUAUUGGGCCAAUGCUCGCUACAAAAAAACAGUGUCCACUUUCAUCUGAGAAACGUCCCAACGGACAGACUGAUUAAAUGCUAAAGGAUCCUUAAAAUAAAUCCUCUUUUUUUUUUUGCAACAUUUGUUUUGAAUCCAGCGGAAUCAUGGGAGCUACAGGUUACGGCUACUAUCGCGUGACCAUCUUCUUCUCCAUGUUUAUUGGCUACAUGCUGUACUUCUUCAAUAGAAAGACAUUCUCCUUUGUGAUGCCUUCAGUGAUGGAGGAGAUAAAACUGGACAAAGAUGACUUGGGUCUGAUCACCAGCAGUCAGACCAUGGCCUACGCCAUCAGUAAGUUCAUCAGUGGCGUGUUAUCGGACCAGAUCAGUGCCCGCUGGCUUUUUUCUAUUGGCCUCUUUGUGGUGGGAGGCAUCAACGUGGUCUUCUCCUGGUCCUCCACGGUCACCAUGUUCUCACUGCUAUGGUUCGUCAAUGGCCUGGGACAAGGUUGUGGAUGGCCACCGUGUGGAAAGGUGCUCCGCAAGUGGUUUGAGCCGUCCCAAUUUGGAACAUGGUGGUCUGUGCUGUCGUGCAGCAUGAACCUGGCAGGGAGUCUGGGCCCUAUCUUGGUUACCGUGCUCCUACACUACUAUGACUGGAGGACCAUCCUAACUAUGUCAGGUGUCUUCUGUGCUGCCUUCUCACUUGUGACUCUGGUGUUGGUGAGAAAUGAGCCAAAAGAUGUGGACCUGCCUAGUAUUGGGAUGGCACCGAAGAAGGGAGCAAUAAAACGCAACAGUGAGAGUACCCUGAGUGAGUUCCUCAUGUCCCCUUUCCUAUGGGUGCUUUCUCUGGGUUACUUGGUGGUGUUCGGGGUGAAGACAGCAGCGACAGAUUGGGGCCAGCUUUUCCUAAUGCAGGAGAAAGGCCAGACUGUUCUUAUGGGGAGUACUUACAUGAGUGCCUUGGAGGUAGGCGGCUUUGUAGGAAGCCUCGCAUCUGGUUUAAUCUCUGACAGAGCUGUUGCUCGUUCCGGCCUGGGCACACAUGGCAACCCUCGCCACAGCUUGCUCAUUACCAUGAUGGCUGGUAUGUGUGUGUCCAUGUACCUCUUCAGGGUCACCAUCUCUCCUGAAAUCCCAAAGGAGGCUCCUUUUUGGGUCCAAGUCAUCCAUCCUGUGUCUUUGCUUCUCGGUGUUUCAGAAAAAGAGAUAUGGAUUCUUUUUCUCGGUGCUUUGUUUGGAUUUUCCUCUUACGGGCCGAUUGCCUUGUUUGGUGUGAUUGCAAGUGAAAGCGCUCCUUCCAAUUUUUGUGGAACCUCACAUGCCAUUGUAGCACUGAUGGCAAACGUUGGGGCUUUCCUGGCUGGACUCCCUUUCAGCACUAUUGCCAAACAAUACAGCUGGGAUAUGGCAUUCUGGGUAGCUGAGGUCCUAAUGGCCAUCACUACAGUUUUGUUCUUCCUUUUUCGCAACAUGCGCACCAAGAUGGGAAGAAGAGAAAAAAUGGACUAAUGUAUGUUCUUCAAAAAAUUCAUCUCUAUGAAAGAUACUAGUCAAGUCAUAGAUACUCAGGGUGAAUAUGAAUUGAACUUGGAUUCACACUAUUUGAAGGGUAAUAUGAAUGUUUCUCAUAUUAUUUAUAAAAACAAUGCUUUAUCAUGCCAAAUGAUAGUUUUAUCCUGAAAACAAUACAUUAGAAGUGAAUUUAAAAUACUGAUUGUUUUCUCACUGGUUUGUUUGUUAGACUGCCUAAAUCCAUAUUUGCACCUACAUAGACUUCACUAUCAGUUGACGGGAAACGGGCUGCGCUGCCGCUCUGUUGGGGGCCUAUUUUCAAAAACUUAAAAUUCAAAUAUUUUCCAAACCAAAGUCAUUAGCGACCUAAAACCAAAACAGGCAUAUAUAAGUCUCCAUGAGCAGCGGCAUAAAAUUUUUUAAAGUCAUUCACAAAAAAAAAUGCUGAUUAAUUGUUUUUUUUAUACAAGUAUAACAAAACUUAAAAGUGCCUGUGACACAAAAAAGCAUGUUUAAUUCAUAUUACACGUGGUAUUUUAUGCUCCUGAGUCCUGAAUGAAAUUGACCGCUUGGAUGUGUGUGGAAGAGAUCGAUAUAUUUAUUCCGUUUUAUGAAUCCCGCGCCAUGAAAAUGAGUGACUUCCUGGAUUGAGGAAGAAUGCGAAUGUGACGUCAGCGGACUAAUCAUUUUCACAAUAAAGCCAUUACUAUGGUAUGCAGAAGGACUGCGGAUUCAGUUGUUUUUUUCAGAUUAAUUUGUUUUUUAUGCGUCACGCCAGCCCAAUGUGCUGCAGGCUUUUGUUGCUACACCAGGGAGAGUGGUGUGAGGCUUUUUGGAUUUCCAAAAGCUCCUGUUCACUGUGAAGAAUGGGCAAAACAAGUCCGACAAUCUAGAGAACAUUAGACGGAUGACGGCGUGAGUAAGAUACGUGUUUUAUGUUAUGUCAAAUACUAGGAUCAUGACAAACGUUUUAAUAAAGAGGUGGUUUGCAUUUUGUGGAUGCCUCCAUCAUCACACAGAUGGAGGCGCUAGGUCGCUAUAAUGACAGGCGGGGCUAAACGCCAGAUUAAAAGACUCAUUUCUCGUCAUCUACGCUUUGCCAAAUUGUUGCAUAUAGUCGAAUCGUCUCAAAAUAUGAGUUUAAUUAGCAUAAUAUUGCUAUUUAAGAUUUUUUACGGUGUCACAGGCACUUUAAAAUGGCUGUAAAAUUAUCAGAUUUCCACAAAAAUCUCCAAAUGCAGAGAUGAUCACCUAUAUUUUCAGGAUCAAUAGCAAUAUUUAACAUAAUGCACAUUUUUGCCUGAACUAGCGACUUCAUUUUUUUUAAUUUAGUGCAAUUUUGACCUAAGUUUUCAACAGCUAAUAAAUCACUCAAUUUUCACAUCAGAAACGUAAUACUUGAGGAAACCAUGCAGAAUCAUCUUAAUUUUACUCAACAAAAGCAAAUUUAGCAUUUUUCAAUUUAUAAUCACAACUUACUCUCGUUGAAUUCCGAUGUCACUAUUGCCUCAGCACGUCUUGCCGGCUAUUUGGCCCUCGUUGUUUUUAGAUUGAAAUGUUGCAUAAAAAAAGCAUGUAAAAGACUUUUUUGUAUGGAGAUGGGAAAAUGUCUAAAUUGCUAGUUAAUUUGCCAAAAAAACGGGCAAUUGGCUGAAAGUUACGUGAUUAUUUGAAUGUAAAGUUACACUAUUGUAUAUGGCUACAAAAUCCAAGAUGGUGGCCAUCACAAAAUAAAGAGCUUUUUAAGUUGAAAAUUCUUGUAAAUAAAUGUGUAAAUCCCAGAAUUUCUAGAGAUAUGAACGUAAAACAGUCUCGACUCUUGGUUAAAAGCGAAAAACCGGGCCGUUAUCAUUCAUUUUAUGUAAAUAGUUCAAGCUAAAGUUACAGUAAUUUUUUCCAUUUUUUUCAGAACGUUUCAAAGAGCAUGCAUGGUUCUAUUUUAUAUAAUAAUGACCUUGAAUCCUUGACCAAAUCACUGUUGAGACACUCCUGCCAGCUUGUAUGCACGAAAACUUUUGUCCUGUUUCCACCUAAAUCCGGCGUUAGAACGCAGGGUGUGUUUGAGUUUAUCGCAGUGAAAGCUCCACGACACUCUGUCUUGCCCGGCCCCCUAAGGGAAGCUAUGGCACAAUGUCUGUAGGCGCUGUCUCGUCAACUGAUAGUGAAGUCUAUGGCACCUAUUUGGUAGACAUCAUUGAAUAGUCAGACUAAAAUGAAUGAUUAAUCAUUAAUGUGAUAGUUGCUUUUAAUCUGUGUAUUUUUUUGGAGUACAUAAUUUGUAAUUGCCUGUGAAGAAAAUGUUCAAAUAUAAAUGGAUUUUGAGUAGGGUUGCCAAUUUUCCCUUGAAAAACUAAAUCGUACGGUAUUCAGACACAAAAGUAUGCGUCCCCUUGAGCUUUAUUAUCAUCAAACUCGAAAAUUGUGUCUUAUUUGUAGAACAAACAAAUGGUAUGGUGCUUUACAAGAAUAUUCAGGGAAACGCAUUUCCCCUGCCUCUCCUGCUUUUUGACCAAUAAGCUGACGGAACAAUGACAUUACGAAAUCCCAAUCAACUCGUUGGUCGAGGUACUGUCGCUAACAGAAGACAACAUAAGUGUGUGGGAGGUUUGAGUGAAGCAAGAGUAAAAAAUAUAUUCAAAAUGGUGAUUGUUUUCAUGUUCUUCUCUGUGUACUCCAUUUUCAGCAACUGAAUUAUAUUUUUGUGUUCUGUCAAAUAUUUGGAGUGAUCAUUUGUGAAAAUGUU
Molecule: messenger RNA, 4424 nt
Organism: Corythoichthys intestinalis (scribbled pipefish)
Lineage: Eukaryota; Metazoa; Chordata; Actinopteri; Syngnathiformes; Syngnathidae
Gene: slc37a4b
Product: solute carrier family 37 member 4b
Exons: 10
Coding region: 329-1678 (449 amino acids)
Biological process (GO): glucose-6-phosphate transport; phosphate ion transmembrane transport
Cellular component (GO): endoplasmic reticulum membrane
Molecular function (GO): glucose 6-phosphate:phosphate antiporter activity
Source: RefSeq, a predicted model, not a curated record